Molecule: messenger RNA, 1244 nt
Organism: Spirodela intermedia
Lineage: Eukaryota; Viridiplantae; Streptophyta; Magnoliopsida; Alismatales; Araceae
Source: the annotation of a GenBank genome assembly
AUGGCAAUUGCUGCCGAGGCGAAAUUCCACGUUCUGGCUGUCGAUGACAGCGUCAUUGAUAGGAAGCUGAUCGAGAGACUCCUCAGAAACUCUUCCUACCAAGGUGAGCCUCGGGAUUGAUGGCGAUGAAUAGGGUGGAGUGAGAGGAACCAGAGGAGAUGCGAGACUUCUCUCUUUUUCCUCCUAAUUCCGUUCGAUUUCUCCUUUUUAAUCUGACUGUGGGUUUCCUGUGUUCCAGUUACCACUGUAGAUUCUGGAAGCAAGGCUCUGGAGUUUCUAGGACUACACGACGAGCGCGACGUCUCCCCCACGGGGUCGCUCUACCAUCAGGUAAUCGAUCGAUCCAUGUUCUCCGAUUGGAGCUUGCUUCGUAUCAUCCCUUGUCCAUAUCAGAGGUUCAAAUCUUUGAAGCCCAAUUCUAAUCUUGAUCCUGUUUCCACCAUCUUGUUCUUCGUCACUGCCAGGAAAUUGAGGUGAACAUGGUGAUUACGGAUUACUGCAUGCCGGGAAUGACUGGUUACGAUCUGCUUAAGAAAAUUAAGGUACUUAUUUCUCAGAGCUAUGGAUUGCUGCGAUGAUCUCUAAUUUCGUAUUCCAUCUCCGCCAUCGUUUUCCUGGAGAAUUAAGGAAACCCUUCCGUUGUUGAAUCAGGAGACUUCACCCCUGAAGGACAUCCCCGUCGUGAUCAUGUCCUCUGAGAAUGUGCCUUCCAGAAUCUCAAGGUGAGCGACCAAGAAGCACUUCUUCUUACACACUCUCACCGUUCUUCUUCCCCCGCUGAAUUAUGAUAAUGAUUAUUCAUCAAUGGAGUAGAGAAAAUCUUGAAACCAUUUCUGAAACACCCCGAAAUCAUACUCCCUUUUUAGUUAAUGUUUGAGAUCUUCUCUGAACUGAGUCGCAAGCAAGAUCACUGUCCUGAGAUGUGAAUGGCUCUGGGCCGCAGGUGUUUGGAAGAGGGCGCCGAGGAGUUCUUCCUGAAGCCGAUGCAGCUAUCCGACGUAGAGCGACUCGCCCCCCACAUGAUGAAGGGCAAGCCCACAGAGGAGCCCCCACCGCCAGCACCCGUGGCGGGGGGGGCACAGCAUCCACAGAGCAGCUGCAGCGACAGCCCCGCCAUCGCCGUCGCCACGGCGCACAGUCACGGCAGCAGCGGUAAUAAAAGAAAGGCCGCCAGCGACGGAGUCCCACCGGAGAGCUCGCUCUCACCAGAGCGGACGAGGCCGAGAUUCACAGUAACAGCCUGA